AUCUCCCUUACCCUCGAUUUCUUCCAUUUUCAACUCUAUUUCCUCCAUAAUUACCAUCUGUUACCAAGAAUCUUCCCUGAAUUUGAAAACCCUCCCUACUGAAAUGGUGUUUCCCUAAGAAAUUUCGUUUUACUGUGCUCAAAUCUGUGGUUUUUUUUGGGUGCCGAUUGAACUGAAUCAAUGGCGGGUGGUGAAGGGGAAGGGACGUCGUUAGAGUUUACACCCACAUGGGUUGUUGCCGGCGUCUGUACGGUCAUCGUCGGAAUCUCACUCCUCGUGGAACGUGUACUCCAUUAUUCCGGCAAGAAAUUGAAGAAAGCAGGCCAAAAGCCAUUAUAUGAAGCCCUGCAAAAGAUCAAAGAAGAAUUGAUGCUGUUGGGGUUUAUUUCUCUUUUAUUAACGGUUUUCCAAUCUAGCAUCGUCAAGAUCUGUGUGAAGGAGGGUCUAACGGAACACCUUCUUCCGUGCUCAUUGAGUGACAAAAAAGAGGCCUCAAAACCUAAGGCGGAGGGUACAUCUCAUCUUCGUCAUUUGCUUGCCGAAGAAGCAUCGGCUGUCGGUUAUUGCGCGUUAAAGAAUAAGGUCCCGCUAUUAUCUCUUGAAGCAUUGCAUCAUCUACACAUCUUUAUUUUCGUUCUAGCUGUCGUGCACGUGACGUUUUCCGUCCUCACUGUUGUAUUCGGAGGGGCAAAGAUACGUCAAUGGAAGCAUUGGGAGGACACUAUCACGAAAGACAAUUUUGAUGCCUCACAAGUGCUAAAGCCGAAAGUCACCCAUGUUAAAGAUCACGACUUUAUCAGGAACCGUUUUGUGGGUAUCGGGAAACGUUCAGCCAUUGUAGGCUGGCUGCAUUCUUUCUUCAAGCAAUUCUAUGGAUCCGUCACAAAGUCGGAUUAUGUAGCAUUACGCUUGGGAUUUAUCACAACGCAUUGCAAGGGGAACCCGAAGUUCAAUUUUCACAAGUACAUGAUACGGGCAUUGGAAGAUGAUUUUAGAAAGGUGGUCGGGAUCAGCUGGUAUUUGUGGCUGUUCGUGGUCCUAUUCUUGUUGCUGAACAUUAACGGUUGGCAUACGUAUUUUUGGAUAGCGUUCAUCCCUUUCUUUCUUCUACUUGCGGUGGGAGCGAAACUGGAGCACAUAAUCAUUCAGUUAGCUCACGAGGUUGCUGAGAAACAUAUUGCCAUAGAAGGCGAUCUGGUGGUACAACCGUCGGAUGAUCACUUUUGGUUUCAUCGGCCCAGAAUCGUGCUUUUCUUCAUACAUUUUAUCCUCUUUCAAAAUGCAUUUGAGAUUGCAUUCUUCUUUUGGAUUUGGGUUCAAUACGGCUUUGACUCGUGCAUAAUGGGGCAAGUGCGCUACAUUAUCCCUAGACUGAUUAUCGGGGUGUUCAUUCAAGUUUUGUGCAGUUACAGUACUCUGCCACUUUAUGCUCUUGUAACUCAGAUGGGAACGUAUUUCAAGAAGUCAAUAUUUGACGAGCAUAUUCAAGCGAAAGUCGUGGGGUGGGCUCUACACGCCAAGCAAAAGAUGGCUAAUAACGGUGGGCCGAGCCAUCGUGAUGGCUCGGGCCACGAUGGUUCUGCUGCUGCCGCCCCCUCUGCCGCUGGUUCUGCAUUCAAGGGUAUCCAACUUGCAAAACUCAAUCAGCAGUCGUGAUAUCGCACAGCGCGUUGUGGAGAUAUAUAUGUUUAUACAAUAUGCUAGUAGGCAGAAAGUUGGGGCCGAUCUUGAAUCUGGCUUUGCUAUGGCGACUAUAGUAAUCGCGUUUUAGCGGAUUUUCGUUUUGGAUCGGCGAAAUGCUACAAGAUUUGAACCCGCAACCUCUGUUGUAUUACCAGUGCCGUUUUGAGGUGUACUUGCUUAAUGAUUAAGGUGUUUUGCUUUUUACGUGGUUCGUUUUCUUUCGACCAUGCCAAUGUAUCCGAGUUGUCGAAACAUUUAGUGGUUAUAUACAUGAUAAAAUUAGGCUCUAUAUAAAGACCUUUGGUUCAUGUGG
Messenger RNA from Cynara cardunculus var. scolymus (artichoke), 1996 nucleotides. RefSeq names its product MLO-like protein 1. NCBI's taxonomy places the organism in Eukaryota, Viridiplantae, Streptophyta, Magnoliopsida, Asterales, Asteraceae. Gene Ontology annotation, biological process: defense response. The record is from RefSeq and is a predicted model, not a curated record. Gene Ontology annotation, cellular component: membrane. Bases 181 to 1656 code for a protein of 491 amino acids. The transcript has 14 exons.